UGAUUGACAGUGUUUUCGCAAUGGAGGAGUCUGUGAUCCAGCAGCACCUCACACACUAUAAACAGGCCACUGAGACGGCCCGUGAGGAGCUGGCCGUCCUGCAGGCCAAAUACAGCAACCUCCAGUCACAGUUCUUGGAAAGCCAAUCCAAAGUUGCAUCUCAGGAAGAGACUUUGAAGAGCUUAAAGGAUGCUAUAGAUAGACAUAAAGAGAAAGAGGCGAGACAGGAGUCUCUCGUCAGCUCGCUCAGAGAACGCAACUGCAACACAGAGCAAGAGAUGAUCUCCAUCACCUCCUCCAAAAGCAUCAUGGACAUGAGAAUACAGACACUUACGAAGGAGAACGAGAAAAUCAAGGAGAAAGUAAUGGAACUCGAUAUCAAGUCAAAACAGUAUUUUUCAGAAUGCAACAAGGCAAAACAGGAAGCCACUGAGACCCAGAGAAGAUGUGAUGAGUUUAUAUCAACAUUAGCAAACAAAGCCUCUGUAAAUGUGGCAGGAAAGGUGGAUCCUAUGGAUUAUAUUGCAUCCGUGGUGGAUGCGUGCUUCAAGGACAGAGAUCGGCUGAAGAGCUGCAAUUGUUCUUUAGAGGAGAGUGUGAAGUUGUAUGAGGUGGAGUGUAAAGCCAGCAGAGAAACGGUAAAGAGACUGGUGACUGAUGUAGACCGUGAACAGACACUCUCAGCCUCCAGAGCAAAUGAGCUGAACUCUAACAGACAGGAAUUGGAUCUAAUCUCCCUGAAGAAACUAAGUUUAGAGCGGGAGAACCAGACCCUUAGGAACUCCCUGCAGGAGACUGAACUAUCUCUGGCGUCUGCACAGCAGCGCUGCCGCCACUAUGACAAUCUGUCUCAAGAUCUGGAAAAUAAACUCCACGGCUGCCAGAACGAAGCUCAGGCGUCUCGCAGUCACCACGAGGUCUUCGUGAAGAAUGUGGAAGCCCUGCUGGACCAUCAGUCUCUUCCUGUUCCACACACAGAGAACGACAUAUUGAAGGCACUUACAGCUCUUUGUACCAGAGAGAAAAGUGCACGAAAGUCUCAGAUGGAAAUGGAAGGCAGGCUGGCGGAGGUGACAGAGCAGUUGUCCAGCCACAAAGAGCAUCAUAUCGGCUCUGAACGGAGAAAACAGGAGCUGUUGGACAGAAUACAGAGUCUGGAGGAUGAGCUGCUGACUUCUGGAGUCAGCAAAGAUGGAAUGAAUCAGGACAAACAGCAUUACUUGCGGUUCGUGGAGCAGCUCUCAGAGAAGUUAAAAGUGGAUCAUGUUGCGGCAGAUCUGGGAUUUGAUAUGAGACUUGAGGCCAUUCUUACACGAGCACAACAGCUGACCAGGCAGGAAGGGACGGCGUUACUGGAGAGCAGGACACAAAUCUACAGCCUUCAGAGAAAGUUUAAAGAACAGAAGGAGCGUUCAGGAAGUAAAGAGCUUCACCUGGAGCUGCUGAGGAGGAAGGUGGUCCAGCUGGAGGAGGAGAAGAGGAGCCGCUCAGCUCUGGCGGUGGAGAAAGAUGACACUGCUCUGGCCUGCAAGAAGCUCCAGAAGCGAGUGGAUCGACUGCAGGCGGAGCUGAGCACCUUACGCUUCUCCAACACUGAGCUGAAAGCCCAGCUGUCCCACACCAAUGAGCUCAAGAUCAAAGUGAUGGAACAAAACCAAACCAUAGAGGAGCAGGGUAAGAAUCUGGGAAAGCAUGAGAAGAACAAGGUAAAGACUGAGAAGAAGCUGACCACCAUCAAGUCAGAGCUGCAAAACCAGGAACUCAGAGCCAGAGAUGAGAUCCAACAAGCCCAACGACUCCUGGACACGCAGUCUAGUGCCAUAGCAGAUCUUUCUCACAGUGAGAAACAGUUGCUGGACUUCUACACGGUGGUGUCUCAGAUGUUGGGUGUUGACUGCACAGGCUGCGUGCCAAACUAUGAAGUUCUCAGAAGGCUGGAGGUUCUGACCCAAUCACGUCACUGUACUGCUCAUCUACACCAGCAUCAUACGCCUCGCAUCUGGGAAAGUCCAGUUUCCUCCAUAAACGUUGCUCAUUCUCAUGAGUUCAAACCCCAGGCUCUGCCAGCUCCCUCUAGCACAUCAUCCGAGAGACCAGCGGCCCACGGUGAUAAUAACCUGCAGUUAUAGAUUACUGUUCAUCCUACUGUAGCUGCACAG
This is a messenger RNA of Rhinichthys klamathensis goyatoka, 2159 nucleotides long. It is a transcript of the gene ccdc170, whose product is annotated as coiled-coil domain containing 170. NCBI's taxonomy places the organism in Eukaryota, Metazoa, Chordata, Actinopteri, Cypriniformes, Leuciscidae. The record is from RefSeq and is a predicted model, not a curated record. The transcript has 10 exons. Bases 21 to 2129 code for a protein of 702 amino acids.